GUUCACGAGAGCUGUUUAAUAUGGCUGCCUCCAUCGUGGCUCGCUGUUGCCUUUCUCCAGUAACAGUAAUAGCUCUGUUGCUGAGCUGCUGUAGUUUAGGGAUCGCUGAUGGAAUACAGGAUCAAGCAGAACAGUUUUUUAGAAGUGGACAUACAAACAACUGGGCAGUUUUGGUGUGCACAUCUCGAUUCUGGUUUAACUACCGUCAUGUGGCCAAUACUCUUUCAGUUUACAGAAGCGUCAAGAGACUAGGAAUUCCUGACAGCCACAUAGUCUUGAUGCUGGCAGAUGACAUGGCCUGCAACCCACGGAAUCCAAGCCCAGCUACUGUGUUUAGUCACAAAAACAUGGAACUGAAUGUCUAUGGAGAUGAUGUGGAAGUGGAUUACAGGAGCUAUGAGGUUACCGUGGAAAAUUUCUUGCGAGUAUUAACGGGCAGAAUCCCCGCAAGUGCACCUCGCUCAAAACGUCUGCUCUCUGAUGACAGAAGCAAUAUUCUUAUAUAUAUGACAGGUCAUGGUGGGAACGGUUUCUUGAAAUUUCAGGAUUCUGAAGAAAUCACAAAUGUAGAGCUUGCAGAUGCCUUUGAACAAAUGUGGCAGAAAAGGAGGUAUAACGAAUUACUUUUUAUCAUUGAUACAUGCCAAGGUGCAUCCAUGUAUGAGCGGUUUUAUUCUCCCAAUAUAAUGGCAUUGGCUAGUAGUCAAAUUGGAGAAGACUCACUUUCACAUCAACCAGAUCUUGGAAUUGGAGUUCAUUUGAUGGACAGAUACACGUUUUAUGUCUUGGAGUUCUUGGAAGAAAUUCAUCCAGCUAGCCAGGCCAAUAUGAAUGACCUUUUUCAGGUGUGCCCUAAAAGUUUGUGUGUAUCUACACCUGGACACCGGACAGAUCUGUUUCAGAGAGAUCCAGAGAAUGUCCUGAUAACAGAUUUCUUUGGAAGUGUACGAAAAGUGGAGAUUACAACUGACACGAUUUCUCUGGAUCCUAGUUUAGCAUUUGCAGAGACCAGGCAUGCUGUGGAUGAAAUAGCAACAGAGCCAUUAAAAUAUGCAGAACAACUUCCAGUUGCACAAAUAAUACACCAGAAACCAAAACAGAAGGACUGGCAUCCUCCCGGAGGUUUUAUUUUAGGACUCUGGGCACUCAUCAUCAUGGUCUUCUUUAAAACCUAUGGAAUCAAACACAUGAAACAUAUAUUUUAGAACUUCAGAGCAACCAAGAUGGUUGCACUUGCAUGGAAAAUACCACUCGUAUGGAUAAAAGAGUAUUGAAGUCUGCUGCCUGGAAGUUCUUUUGUUGUUUUUCUUCUCCUCCACUCAAAUUCUAAUUGUGAUCUCUACACCUUUUAUUUCACAUUUUAUCUUGUUUAAGUAUUCAGAAUGCAAUUUCAUAAAAGUUCAGAGACUGUACACACGGAGUUCCCUGCCCAAAUUAGAAUUCCUUCCCCUUCCUCCUGUAAAAUGGGCAACCCAAUGCAACAUAUGAAUGGACACCCCAAAGCGUAGAAACAGGAUUUCAGUAACAAAUGUCUGAAGUCUACUGCAAAGAGAAAACCUGCUAUGUCCAGUAUACAAGAGAGCAGCAAUGAUGUUACUGCCUUGAAUAUGCAUUGCAGAACAGAUUAUAAGUCUUAGAAUUCUUGGCUGUGCUGUUCACCCUUUGAAGUCAAGUGUUCCUCGCCCUUCCUUCCUUGAAAACAUGAUUAGCACCUUCAGAACUGACAUUCCUGACCAAUUUCAAAAGAGAGGAUCCUUGUGUGCCGAAACAGGUGCAUAACCUACAACUUCAUGAAAAGGACUCAGGCUGGAAUAUUUAUAUUGUACUUAACUACCUCUGGAUCACUUUGCAUGAGUGAACAGAUGGGCUCAGAGGAACCCCUAAAUAUUCUAUUAAAGUCUUUUUGGAUGUUUAAACAUCUUCUGAGUUGCAAGAACAAUAACGUUUUUCUCUAUUAAUUCUUAUAAAAUACUUGCCCCAUCACUGAAAUGAAGGUCUAGACAAAUAUGCAGAACCUUAUUUAAGAUGUCACUUCAUCAAUAUAAACUUAAGUCACUUUACAGACUUUUGCCGUGACAUAUUGAACACUUGCUCAACAGAAACAAAAAUACUUUAGGGAUUAUUGAUUUCCACUGUUAAAUACAGCCCUUUAGAUCAAUCCUUUUACCUAGGGCAAUUCUGCUUCUUGGAUUCCAUGAAUCAUUCGAAGCAAAAACAACAACCGGUCCAAACAAUGACCUCCCUGAAUCUGCUCGAUGAGUGAACCCACUGACCGUUAGAAAAUAUGGCUGUGUAUUCAGCAGAAGAUAAAUGUUCUUAGAAUUUCCCAAAUCACAUUAUGUCCUUCAGUUUGGUAAAUGAGAUUUGCCGUGCAUUAAUACAUGGCUGUGUGCGUAGAAGAACAUGUUAAUAGCCGUUAUGGAAUAAAUUCCAUUAAGUCUUUGUACUUGAAACCUGAGCUGUACUUUUCGUUGUGUGUAUUAUUUAUUUGUUUUUGAUGGUUCUUGAAUAACUAAACUUGGUAACAGCAAAAAUAAAAAUGUGGAUGAGAA
Molecule: messenger RNA, 2552 nt
Organism: Elgaria multicarinata webbii
Lineage: Eukaryota; Metazoa; Chordata; Lepidosauria; Squamata; Anguidae
Gene: PIGK
Product: phosphatidylinositol glycan anchor biosynthesis class K
Exons: 11
Coding region: 21-1205 (394 amino acids)
Biological process (GO): proteolysis; attachment of GPI anchor to protein
Cellular component (GO): GPI-anchor transamidase complex
Molecular function (GO): GPI-anchor transamidase activity
Source: RefSeq, a predicted model, not a curated record